AUGACCCGAUCUAUAAAGAAUAAAGGAAGGCUCUUCUCCUACGCAAGGCUUGUUUUCUCUCUGGACUAUACCUCGACCGACAUUGUCCUGAUUCUCACCGGUCUAUUCUUUUCCAUUGCUUCGGGCCUUCCAUUUCCUCUCCUCGGAAUCGUCUUCGGCGAUUUGAUCAAUGAACUCAAUACGACCACUUGCACAGCUGCCUCCAAUGGGACAUCUGAUGCUACAAGUGCAGUGCGCCAGAAAGUCCUCUAUGUGGUUUAUAUUACAAUUGCCAACUUCUGCUUCCUGUACAUUCACUGCAGCUGUUGGAGCUAUGCAAGCGAGCGUAUUGUCCGUCGCUAUCGCAGACGGUACUUUGAGAGUAUCAUCAAACAAGAAACAGGAUACAUUGAGAGUCUCCCAGCAGGAGAUGUGAUCUCUCGACUGGUCAGUGAUAUUGAAGUCCUCCAAUCCGGAACAUCGGGGAAAGUUGGGAUUGUCAUUUCUACAAUCUCAUACUUUGUAACCUCGUACAUCGUGGCGUUAAUCAAGGUGCCUCAAAUUGCUGGGAUGCUGGUUUCAGUGGUACCUUGUUAUUUCAUCAUGUCGUACGGAGGGGGCUACUACAUCAAGAAAUACGCAGGCCGUAUCAGUGGACAUAUUGAUGCGGCUACUUCUAUUGCCUCGUCAAGCUUGACUCAUUUGACCCUGGUUCAUGCUUUCAAUUCUCAUGAACGCCUCGAGAAGCUCUUCGCUGAUUAUUUAUCUGGAUAUCGCCUCGAUGCAUUGAAAAAAGCUUUAGCACACGCCGUUCAGCUAGGUUUGCUCUAUUUCAUUGCAUAUGGCUCCAAUGCUCUGGCAUUUUGGGAAGGAUCUCGUUUGAUUGCAAAUUCAGUCGACUCAAAUGGCUCAGGUGUAUCUGUGGGCGCAGUGUAUACUGUUAUUUUUGUGCUAAUCGAUGCCUCAUUCAUUCUCAGUCAAGUUGCUCCAUACGUUCACGUAUUUUCAUCUGCAGCUGGAGCAGCGGAGAGACUGAUGGUAGUCAUCAACCGCGAAUCUCAAAUCGAUGGUACCUCAGAGAUAGACGACAAGUACGCGCCAUUUGAUUCAGAGGACAUCAUUUUUCAAGAUGUACAUUUUUCAUAUCCAGCUCGGCCAGACGUACCUGUCUUGCAAGGUGUCAAUUUUACCAUCCCUUCACGAAAGCAUACAGCGAUUGUGGGGCCAUCCGGAGGUGGGAAGUCCACUAUUGUCGCUCUUCUAGAGCGAUUCUACGAUCCAUUAAAGGGAAGCAUCUGCAUAGACAAGCUGAACUUCCGUGAUGUAAAUGUGCAAUUUCUGCGAGGCAACAUAGGAUUUGUGCAGCAGGAACCAUCUUUGCUGGACCGAUCAAUCUUGGAAAACAUUGCAUACGGACUUGUCACCUCUGCAAGCGAAGAGCAUCAACAUCUACGACCAUUUCUUUCUGAUUCAUCAUUAUCUGAUUUGACUACAAGAAUCCGAAGUGGAGUGUUGGAAAAGCACGCUCUAGAACAAUUCGACCCGAGCGUCGAUGAGAUAGUGACACUCGUCAGAGAAGCUGCUGACAGCUCAAAUGCAUUGUAUUUCAUCGAUGCUUUGCCGUUUGGACUGGCUUCUAGUGUGGGACCAUCUGGCAGUCGGCUGAGCGGUGGUCAGAAGCAGCGUAUUGCACUUGCACGAGCCCUAGUUCGAAAACCAUCCCUCCUGAUCCUUGACGAGGCAACAGCGGCUCUAGACUCUACCAGUGAGAAAUUAAUCCAAGAUGCGCUGGCUGACCUCACGGAACGUGUCACAAUAAUAUAUAUUGCCCACCGUUUAGCCACUGCCAAAGACGCCGACAAAACUGUCGUGAUGCAAAUGGGCAAAGUUGCUGAGGAAGGCUCUCAUGUCGAGCUUGUUGCGAGAGGAUGCUCAUACGCUGAGAUGGUGCGACUGCAGGACCUUGGCAGAUAUCAAGAUGAGACUUUGCCCGACUACGCCACUGUUCAAGUUGUCGAGAAAAAGACAGAGAAGGCCAAGAUUAAACCCAAGAAAGACAAACCCCAGGAAAAAUAUUCGAAUUGGCUUACUAUCAAGUUCACCUUGUCUCUUAUCCGGCCCAAUUCGCUUUAUAUCUUCCUCGGCCUCGCGAUGGCAGUUGUCAUUGGGGGUAGCUACACCGCAGAAGCUGUCAUUUUCGGACAGACAGUCGGUGCACUGAGUCCAUGUGCUCGAGCCGAUAGUAUUAGACACAGUGGUCAUCUCUAUGGGCUUCUUUUCUUCGUCAUGGCUAUUGUCGAGCUCUCAGCCAAUAUCAUCGGAGGUUAUGCAUUUGGCUGGGCUGCCGAUAAGAUUCUUUACAGGAUACGAGUUCUGUCCUUGCGAUCUCUUUUAGGCCAAACAGUCCCUUGGCAUGGAAUGAACGACAGAACGCCGGGUACAUUGAUCACUUACAUUACUGGGGACGCAGCCGCUUUGAGCAGUAUCACUGGUACUACUAUUGGCUUGCUCCUAGCUACAGCUGUGAAUUUGAUAGCUGGUCUCGUACUGUCAUUUAUCAUUGCCUGGAAGAUAACCAUCGUCUUGCUCCCAACUAUUCCUGUCCUGUUGGUGGCGGGUAUGAUGAAGCUCCGAACACAGGCCCAAUUUGCAGAGCGACACCAGAAAGCAUUUGCCCAAGCCACAGCUAUAACAAUUGAGGCCAUCGAUAACAUCCGCGCUGUAUCUGCAUUUUCUCUUGAGAAGCAGACAUAUUCCGUUUAUGAACGAGCAUUGAAGGCACCGUAUAAAGAAACACUGAGGUCCAUUGCAUUUGGCAAUAUCUUCCUCGCACUGUCAUUCAGCAUCAGUGCCCUCGUGUACGCCUUAGCCUAUUGGUGGGGCACGCAGCAGAUUGCGGCUGGCCUAUACUCCCAAACCCAGUUCUUCAUUGUACUACCUGCCAUUUUGUUCAGCACCCAAUCAUGUGGACAAAUGUUUGCUCUUGCACCAGACAUCUCCAAAGCUGGAUUGGCGGCCUCUAAUAUUACCAAGCUCCUUACCACCAACUCAGCAGACGAAGAGUUGAAUCCCGGCUUAUCAGGAAAGUUCAGCGACACUGAAAUGCAUCUUCUAGAAGAGAAGCUCGCAGACUCAGAGGCACUUCGUUAUGGCCAGCAAAACAUAGACAUCACCCCAACUCAAACCGGGCCCGGCAUUGGAGCUGAACUACAAAGUGUUCAUUUCGAGUACCCAUCCCGCCCAGGACAGCCAGUGCUGCAAGGCCUCAGUCUUAAGAUUCAACCUGGAAAAUUCUGUGCUCUUGUUGGACCCAGCGGCUCGGGUAAAUCAAUAACAUUCGCCAUGCUAGAGCGAUUUUACCGGCCUGAAUCCGGGGCCAUCAUUAUCGACGGUGUCAAUAUCACACACCAGUAUGGCACUCAAUUUCGUGAUGAAAUCGCUCUUGUUCCACAAGCAAAUGUACUUUUUGAAGGAACUGUGUCUUUCAAUAUUGGCCUUGGAGCCCGUCCGGGUUAUCAACCAACUCAACAAAAAAUCGAAGAGGCAUGUCGCAUGGCUAAUAUCCAUGAUGUGAUCCAGGCUUUACCGGAAGGAUAUCAAACACCGUGCAGUCGUGAUGGAAAGCAGUUUUCUGGUGGCCAGCGACAGCGAUUAUCAAUUGCUCGUGCUUUAAUCCGUCGUCCACGUUUGCUGUUGCUGGAUGAGUCUACCAGUGCAUUGGAUGUUGAGUCGGAAAAGCGGAUCCAGGAGGCUCUUGCUACUCUGGCUGGUCGUACAACUAUUGUGGCCAUUGCACACCGACUUAACAACAUUCAUUGUGCUGACUGUAUCUACCUUAUUGAAGAGGGUCGCUGUGUGGAGCAGGGAACCCAUGAAAAGUUGAUUGAACGCAGUGACACAUACCGGACAAGUGUGAUUCACCAGUCGUUGGAAACAUAA
This is a messenger RNA of Penicillium malachiteum, 3918 nucleotides long. Its product is annotated as ABC transporter ATP-binding protein. Gene Ontology annotation, cellular component: membrane. Lineage: Eukaryota; Fungi; Ascomycota; Eurotiomycetes; Eurotiales; Aspergillaceae. Gene Ontology annotation, biological process: transmembrane transport. Gene Ontology annotation, molecular function: ATP hydrolysis activity; ATP binding; ABC-type transporter activity. Bases 1 to 3918 code for a protein of 1305 amino acids. The record is from RefSeq and is a predicted model, not a curated record. The transcript is spliced from 3 exons.